AGCUUCCCAAUUCGGUGGGUGCCAAGUCGCACGUGCGCGCGCGCAAACGCCACUUCUUCAUUCUCGCGCGAACCGAACGGCCGCUCCUCCCCCAGCAGGCCAGCAGCCUGGGGUUCUCCUCUCGCUCCAAUUCGGGACGGGAGCAUCCCAGCCAAGAUCUCACCUCGCCCGAUGGCGACCAGCGACGACCUCGCCCAGAUCGACAUCUCCAACGAGGAGAAGGACAAGCUGGUGGCGGAGGUGAUGCGGUAUGUGCUCUUCAAGACGCACCAGACCUCCGGCUGUCCCAUCAAGCGGGAGGAGCUCACCGGGAUCGUCACCAAGAACUACCGCCAGCGCGCGCUCCCGGCGCUCGUCAUCAAAGAUGCCAGGGACAGGCUCGCCGCCACCUUCGGGUACGAGAUGAGGGAGCUCCAGAGGAUCCGUGCCCCGUCCACGCGCUCCGGACGCUCGUCACAGACGCAGCUUAAUGUGGAUGCAAAGAGCUAUGUUCUGGUCAGUAAACUAGACCCUGAAGUGUACAGCAAGUACGUCGAGGAUAAGGAGGCUGCCCAUCUGUCUGGCUUUGCUUUUGUUGUCAUUAGCAUUGUUCAUCUUGCUGGUGGCAAAAUUUCUGAAGAGGACCUUUGGCAUCAGUUGAAGCGGCUGGGUCUAAACCAGAAUGAUGAGAACCACCCUGUUCUUGGUAACAAUAAGAAGACGCUCGAACUCCUCGUCCAGCAAAGGUACUUGCUAAAGGAGAAGCUUGCUGGACCAGAAGGUCAUGCCAUGAUGUAUGAGCUUGCGGAGAGGGCAUUGGAUGAAUCCAUCAGUGGGAAGCUUAAAGAUUACAUUUCACAGGUUGGGAGCACAAGCACCGCCACAGAAGUAGAUUGAAGUGGAUAUGAUAUGACAACCAGUAGGGCGUAUUUUGUACAGGAGAGGAGAUGUUGCGCUUCUCGAAUUGGUGCUAGUGUCUUUUAACUGAACUAUGUCGAUGUCAUGCUGUAAUCAUCUUAGCAUGCUUGAGAUUACCUUUUGCAGUAACUUAAUGUCACAAAACAGUUAAUGUAUGAUUCUGCUGCAAACUUAAAACAAAAACCGCAUUAUCACUGGUUGGAUGCGCGUUCUCUGUCCA
This is a messenger RNA of Phragmites australis (common reed), 1117 nucleotides long. RefSeq lists its product as uncharacterized. The coding region runs from base 172 to 876 and encodes 234 amino acids. The transcript is spliced from 7 exons. NCBI's taxonomy places the organism in Eukaryota, Viridiplantae, Streptophyta, Magnoliopsida, Poales, Poaceae. Gene Ontology annotation, cellular component: nucleus. The record is from RefSeq and is a predicted model, not a curated record.